Molecule: messenger RNA, 1518 nt
Organism: Echinops telfairi (small Madagascar hedgehog)
Lineage: Eukaryota; Metazoa; Chordata; Mammalia; Afrosoricida; Tenrecidae
Gene: CKMT2
Product: creatine kinase, mitochondrial 2
Exons: 10
Coding region: 113-1372 (419 amino acids)
Biological process (GO): phosphocreatine biosynthetic process
Cellular component (GO): mitochondrion
Molecular function (GO): creatine kinase activity
Source: RefSeq, a predicted model, not a curated record
GGGCCUCUUCCAGACCAGGCCCCUGAAGGCUUUCAUUUCACUUCUUGCCUGUCUGUGGGCUGCAGCAGGACGUGGAAAACUCCGACUUCAAGACACUCUUCCAAGCGGAAGGAUGGCCAGCACCUUCUCGAAGUUGCUCACUGGCCGCAAUGCUUCCCUGUUAUUCGCCGCCUUGGGCACCAGUGCCCUGACCACUGGCUACUUGGUGAACAGGCAGAAAAUGUACGCCGAGGCCCGAGAGCAGCACAAGCUGUUCCCUCCGAGUGCAGACUUCCCUGAUCUGCGCAAACACAACAACUGCAUGGCCGAGUGCCUGACCCCGGCCAUCUACGCCAAGCUCCGCAACAAGGUGACACCCAGCGGCUACACCCUGGACCAGUGCAUUCAGACUGGUGUGGACAACCCCGGCCACCCCUUCAUUAAGACGGUGGGCAUGGUGGCUGGUGAUGAAGAGUCCUAUGAGGUAUUUGCUGAGCUUUUUGACCCCGUCAUCAAACUGAGGCACAAUGGCUAUGACCCCAAGGUGAUGAAACACCCCACGGAUCUGGAUGCUUCCAAGGUCACCCAGGGACUGUUCGACGAGCGCUACGUGCUGUCCUCCCGGGUGCGCACGGGCCGCAGCAUCCGCGGGCUGAGUCUGCCGCCCGCCUGCAGCCGAGCCGAGCGCCGGGAGGUGGAGAACGUGGCCAUUGCGGCCCUGGAGGGCCUCAAGGGGGAUCUGGCCGGCCGCUACUACAAGCUGUCGGAGAUGACAGAACAGGACCAGCAGCGGCUCAUAGACGACCACUUUCUGUUUGAUAAGCCAGUGUCCCCUUUACUAACAUGUGCCGGGAUGGCCCGUGACUGGCCAGAUGCCAGGGGAAUCUGGCAUAAUCACGAUAAGACAUUUCUCAUCUGGAUAAAUGAGGAAGAUCACACCAGGGUGAUCUCUAUGGAAAAAGGCGGCAAUAUGAAAAGAGUGUUUGAGCGAUUCUGUCGUGGACUAAAAGAAGUAGAACGGCUAAUCCAAGCCCGAGGCUGGGAGUUCAUGUGGAAUGAGCGCCUGGGGUACAUCCUGACCUGCCCUUCCAAUCUUGGAACAGGAUUGCGAGCCGGUGUCCACGUUAGGAUCCCAAAGCUCAGUAAGGACCCCCGGUUUUCCAAGAUCCUGGAGAACCUGAGGCUCCAGAAGCGGGGCACAGGUGGUGUGGACACUGCAGCCGUGGCAGAUGUGUAUGACAUUUCCAACACAGAUCGCAUUGGGCGGUCAGAGGUCGAGCUUGUUCAGAUAGUCAUCGAUGGAGUCAAUUACCUGGUGGACUGUGAGAAGAAGCUGGAGAGGGGCCAAGAUAUUAAGGUGCCACCACCGCUGCCUCAGUUUAGCAAGAAGUGAACGCUCCUUGGCCCCAUGUAGAAGUCGUCUGUCGGCUGGCAUGACAGACGUAAAGAAAUCUCUGUCCUGAGAGUUUUUAUAGAUUUUGGAAAUAGGUGAAAUUGUGAGCCCUGUCUAGUGUGACAAUAAAACUCUCCUUAAUCUCU